This is a messenger RNA of Mizuhopecten yessoensis (Yesso scallop), 515 nucleotides long. RefSeq lists its product as uncharacterized. NCBI's taxonomy places the organism in Eukaryota, Metazoa, Mollusca, Bivalvia, Pectinida, Pectinidae. The coding region runs from base 1 to 393 and encodes 130 amino acids. The record is from RefSeq and is a predicted model, not a curated record. The transcript is spliced from 3 exons.
AUGGCUAGUGACGGAGUAUCCAAAUCCAUAUAUAUACAGGCGCUGAAUAAAGGUGAUAAUCGCACAGAACAUCAAGAUAGUCGGUUCAUCAACAGGCCAUUCAUCGCCAUGUCUAUCGCCACUAUUCUAACGACGCUGGCAUUGCUGCAUCUAACUAGUGCAAUAUUCUACACAAACAGCAAGGAGAGUGAUUUACCCCGAAUAGGAAAGCGCCACCAUUUAAAUCCUUAUAUUCUGGGGCGGUUUCGCAGACCAUCAGGCACCGAAAAACAACAAGCUUACGAUCUAUCUGAGGAUACGGAAAGACGAAUCAGCCCAAAACAAAACUCGGAGGAUGAUAUUGUAAUGUUUUUGUCCAGAAAUUACAAUCCGAAGGGGAACCGAGUCAUGUAAGGAUUCUGAUACAUGUACAGUCGUGAAGGUCAUUGUUGCUAUCAAAGACACAAGCGCCGGUGAUGUUAAAAUGUUAACGAUAAACCUGUUAUGAAACUGGCAUGUAAGAAAUAAAAGGUUAU